CAAAUGUCAGUGUGGCAUUUUAAUGAAAACAAAAGAUGUCUAUUCAUGACUGGCGCAAAAAUUGACAUAAAAAUAGCGAGUUCUGCGUGAAUUGUUUAUUGUUCGCGUUUAAUGCACGGUGUGAACUUGUCGAUUUGAUAAUUAGGACUUCAAACGUUUAAGUGCAAUUGUUUUCUUACCUGUAUAAUGGAUCAGGACGAUCCAAAAGAACGUUUUCAGCUAUUAGGGUUUCGACCCCAAAAAGAAACUGCUUACAACAAAUUAUUACCUUACGUUGACGAACUGGAUGAAGAAUCGAACAAAUUAUUUACAGACAUAAAAACUAACCUCGUCAAGUCAGUUUUGGCACGUGAAAUGCGUCCAGGAUGUAUGGUUUGGACUUCCAGGUUAAAUAAGUAUAUCAAAAUAUACGGGCUAAAAUUUUCGAAAGAGGACCAUGUAGCCUUAGUGAAAUUGUAUUAUGAACUAGUGACCAUUCCAGGUUUAGAACCGACUAGAAUUAAUAAAUUUGCUUCUACGUUAACGUUUUUAUUAAAGAAAAAACUACUGUCUCCCGACGAUCUUCAACUAGAUUGGAAACCACUUUAUGACCUGUGUGUUCGCUUAAUAGAGAAGAGCCAUAGUGGCUUAGGAAUGUAUAAGUACUCUUCAUCUCUUGAAAUGGUUGUUGAAGAUUUAAUUUGUGUUUGUCGUUUAUACUUUCCAGUGGAAGCGACUCAAGAAAUUUUGGACGAAUUUCGGCCUCACCUAUAUCCGUACGACAAUACACAGACCGGUAACACUAUAAAUUAUCUUGGAUUGUUAUUACCAAUUGUUACUCCACCCGAAAAGAAACAUUUGGGAUACGAGCUUUGGUUGGGAGAACUCAUGGAAUUGUGGAGAGUGUGUCCUAAUGCCAAGGUGUGGGAAAAUCAUUUGACUUGUCUACUGGCGCGUUUGGCAAAUUAUAACCACGGGCGUAUUAACUGGGACCCUUACAUUCCUAUUAUGUUUGACCGUUUUAAGAGAGCUUUUCAUUUACCUGUAAGUUACCAAAGGAGGCAAUUGAUGAGACCAUUUAAAAUUGACGCGACGUCUAUGGUGAACUGGAUUGUGUGUACUCUAGGUGGGCCGAGUGACGUGGCCUUUUCCCACUUAGAAAAAUUUAUGCAAUCUUUAGAAUCAUACUACCAUCCUGCCAACUUUGGAAAAUGGACACCAAAAAUUCGAGAGUUGUUAAGAAAAUUAGCGUUGUAUUUUGUACAACGCGUACAUUGCGAGCGUUUUAAGAAGAUAACUUGGGACUUUAAGAUAUCUCCCGAGUUUAAACUGACUGACGCAGACAUUGAACGUUUUGUUAAUAUUAUGAAACCGUGUCUAGAACAAGCGAUGUUUUCUGGACUCGGCACCCAGGAAGUUGCGUUUGCAAUGCAAUACCUAGCAGCGUUACGUCCCGAUCUAAUUGUCCCAGUUGUACUAGAAAAACUCUACACUUCUAUGGAUAGCCUCACCGAGCCUCACAAACUAUUAUCAUCGAUGAUUUGUACUAUGUCAGUUGCAAGAUUUAUGGCCGACGGUGCUAAGAACAAUUAUCCUGAGGGCCCCACUCACAUCUUUCCACUUCUCACCUCAUUUUUACCAGGAAUCGAUCCAAACGAUAUCAGAAAAUGCCUGAUGACUUUCAACUUGAUAUCGCAUUUUUCAAAUUUAGCUCCACUCGUAAACUCCUCGGAAGCUAAUAAUUAUUAUGAUGACCUUACGGAGGAGGAACAUAUUAUUUGUGAGGCCUCGGCCGGGCUAGAAGAUUUCGUACUGCAAUUUUUCGAUAGAAUAUGUGCCUGGGUGGAAUCCAAUUCUCUCGAUUUUGUUCGGUUAGAACACAGCGAUAACGAUAAUAAGAGUAUACUGGAGUCUGUAUCGGAAACUGCGCUAUUCUCUGUCAUAAACGCUCUGCUUUAUCAAUGCUCGCCCGAGAUUUUCACGGCGGCACUUAGAAAGGUUCACAGCUUUGCUACUAAUCGUAUCUUAGAAUUGAAAGUUUCCGGAAAGUUAGUCGCAAUUUUAUGCGCUUGUUUUGCCAAAACCAACCCUAAGGAAACGCUGAAAUUGUUUGUUCCAGAUCUAUGCGAUACAAUAGAAAGGUUGCUAGGGGACGACGAAGAUAUUAGCAAGGAAGAGCAGCUAAAUGAUGAACUGUUAUACAACUUGUUGCUAUUGUCAGAGAUAUUGGAUGGUCAUUCAGAAUUGGUACAUUACAUGGAUAGAAUAACAAAAAUUUUGGAUCACACUUUACACGUAGCUUGCACUCAAGGGAGUAGGCUUUCUGCGCAUGUUUUAAACAUAGUGAUGACCUCGCUUAGUUUCACGCAACCGAUCGAAUAUCGCAGUUGCAACAAGCCCUUCGAUCAGCAUGUUAAGGAUUUCUUAACCGUUCGACAAUGGGGCCAGCCGGGUGAUUUGAAUAAUUUGAAUAUCUCGUGGUAUGUUCCUGGGAAAGCCGAGAUUGACUGCAUUCAACACUUGCUAAACAAAUACUUAAUACCAGAAUUGGAGGUUUUAAAUAAGUAUGCUAGGGGUGAAAUUGCUUUGGAAAGGAAGGAGUUACGCAGCCGUUUAAGAAUUGUCAGCGCAAUUUUGGCCUGUCAAAGUGUUUUGCCUACAUGGGAUGAACCGGCGAUACAACUCAUUGACUCGGUCUUGGAGGCGUGGGCUUUUGAAUUGACAAUUGGAGCCCCGCACUCGGUGACUAUGCCAGAUGGUGGGAAUGUACGAAAAGUUAUUGCCGACACAAUCCAUAAUGUUCAGAAGAAAAUUUUAGAACUCGAUGAAGGCGAUACAAAAAGCAUAUAUAAUAUUGUUUAUAUAUAUGACAUAUUAGUAUUCAAUAAGUUCCGUGGUCGUGAUUUCAAAUCUCAUUGGAAGACCUUCCACAUGGUCAAGAGAGUGUUAGAAGACAAACUACAUCAGAAUAAAAGCCAUUUGCGAUGCAGCUUAAUCGACCGCAUCAUGCUGCAACAUGAAUUUCGAAACGAAAGCCGCACCUGCACGUUUACGAAAACCCACAAACAGAUAAUUGAGGAUCUGUUUGAGCUGAGCGUCAGCCACUAUAGUGAGGUUCGAAUUGCGGCACAGAAGAAGUUGUUUGCGACACUUUCUACUUUUCUGUAUUCGUACAGAGUGGUAGUACCGCAUAUCAAAGAUAUUCUUCAAUUAGAUCCGGCAGUUCACCACGAAAAGUUUAAGGGCUGCUUGUUUGUGCUGUUGGGAACGAAGAAGGCCGCAGUUGCCACUAGACAUGACUGGAAUUUAAUCAACGAAGUGUGGCCGCUUGUCAUCAAAUCGAAAGUAUCCGAGAAACCUUCUAUUGUCAGCUUGAUGGAGGAGCUUACAGAAGCUGUAAACGAGUUUCCGACAAUUGGACUUAAAUUUGAAAUGCCUGACAGGUGUUUAACUGCUGCUUAUUCUCUCGCGGAGAAUGUUCCGAAAGUAUCUUUAGAUGGGUUUCAGGGUGUCAUAGAGAAGGGGUCUCAAUUAUUGGAAGCCGACUGUGAACGUAAACUAAUUCUUUACAAUCAAACCAUUGAUAGUUUAUUAAACGCUUGUAUUCAUGAUAACCUGCAUUGGCGCUACUAUUACAUGAGCUUAGUGUUUAUAGAAAGUUUGGUGCACCCGGACACGAACUAUAAGCCACAUGUGAUCAAAUUCUUCAUGAAAGCUUUAAUUAAUGAUUCGCUCAAAGUCAGAAAAAUUGCUUGGAAAGUGUUCCUUUAUAUACUGGUGCAAAACAAACCAAAGUAUAAAAAAAUCACCAUUGACCCAUACAGUUUCAAUAAGGAAGGGAGUGGUCAUAAGUCAAGUCCGGGAAUUAGAUCGGAUAACGAAUGGCUGCUGUAUAAUAGCAAAACGCUCCCCAAAACUUCAGAAGAGUGGGAUAAACCGAGGUACUUGCACAGGGGUGACUUGGGAUACUAUGCUUGGCCUAAAACCUUAAAAACCUUUGCGUCCUCUAAUGAGCAGCCCACCUUCGCCAAAAGACUGAAUUCUUUAUCUGACGAGGAGAAGGAAAUACUCGCGUUUUUCAAUGAACAGAACCUUAAUAGUUUGAUUAAAUUUUUAUCUAUGGAGGAAAAGAAAGGAAAAGAUAUGUUUAAUGGAUUCCGAUUUGUGGUGUUUAAGAAUUUAUUCAAAAUAUUCGAGGAUCACUUAUUAGACUUAUUUGUACCUCAUCUCGAACGGCUCUCGAAAGAUAGCCAAGAACAGAGCCAGAGAUGCGCCGCAGAAAUAACCGCCGGUUUAAUUCGCGGCGCGAAGCAUUGGAGUUUCGAUCAGGUCGAACGGAUGUGGGCGACCCUCCUGCCGAUUUUGCGCAACAAUUUCGCCAACUUGUCCGUCGAAACGUUAGGCGAUUGGAGCGUCUGUUUCGCGAUGGCGCUAAGUUCCAGAGAUCCGAACCGCUACCAUUGGAUCUUAGAAUUUUUAAUGGAUAAUCCGCUAAAUGAGCAAACAUCAUUUGGUAGCUGUUGUCGUCUUUAUAUUCUACAACAAGCCCUAAAUCAGCAGGCGUGGAGGAACACGGAACUUAUGAAGAGGGUGUUGGAGCACGUCAAAGGGCAUUUGUCUCAUCCAUUCCAAAAUGUUAGAGAUAGCAUUAGUAUGUGUCUUACGUUAGUAUUUUGUGAGAAUACUGAUUCGACAAAUGGUCGCAGUGUCUCUUGGCCUAAAGUUGAGGAAUUUUUUGCGUAUGUAAUGCCAAAGCUCAAUCGGUUGUAUAAAAUGACCAUUGAUACGAUGAGCAAGAAAGAGAGUCGGGAACAAAUGGAAGCUGCUACAUCUCAAAUACAACUACUGAAUUUAAGUAAUAAUGAUGAAAAGGAUGAAUUGAUCAGAUUAUUUAAAAUAGUGUGCAAGUAUGUAACCAGUGGCGUAACUCGCCGAAUUUAUGCAGCCGUACCAAGCCACUACGAAUUACUACCAUUAGUGUGCGUGUUACAAAAUAACGACUAUGACGAAGAAUUAAGUUCAAUUUGUUUGAAUUUCUUGGUGGUAAUCGGGCACUCCCUCACUCCCAGCGCUUAUAUUCCCGCAGCUUUGUCCGCAAUGGAGCAAGUCUCGUCGUGCUCAUUUUGGUCUGCAAGAGCAGCCAUUGCGGAAUUUAUUUCUGUCCUGGUAUUCCACAAUUUCUCGACAAUCAUUGCUAAUGAGAGUUGGGUCGCACAGAUUCAAAAAAUCGUGUUGCAACUGUUAGAGGACGAACAGCCCGAGGUUAGGGUAACUGCAGCUACGUCUCUCAGCGGCUUCCUGCAUUGCCACUUUUUACCAAAUCCGGAAGCAUUAUUGUCGGAAUUUAAGUUAAAGUCAAGAACCAAAUUGAAACGUCGUAAUUUAAGCGUUAGCAAUGGGAACCAAUCGAUCAAUCAGAAUAUACGCAUCAUACAUGCGGCUGUGUUAGGGAUGUGCUCGUUUGUCAGCUGUCAUCCCUACGACGUUCCAGAUUACUUAUCGGACAUAUUUUUGGAGUUGGGCAAGCACUUAAAUGACCCACAACCUAUUCCGGCUACCAUCCAUCAAACGUUAGGCAAUUUCAAACGAACACACCAUGAUAAUUGGGAUAUACAUAAAUUAAAAUUUACAGAAGAUGAGCUUUCUGUUUUAAGUGAUUUGACUGUGCCUCCAAGUUAUUACGCCUAAUAAAUAUGGUGAUUAAAGACUAAUAUAUUCCAUUAAUAUCUUAGGUUUUGUUGCAAAUCGUCUCGUAUAAGUUGUUUUAAAUAUGUAUUUUUUAAUUUUGAAAUUUGUAUGUUUUGUUCUCUUUUUUGUAUUAUUGAUGUUAUUUUAUCUUUAAGUCUUACAUGACUAGAACGAAUGUGGAAGGGUAGGUGUGAUUAAAAAUGUUGAUUAACUUUA
Messenger RNA from Photinus pyralis (common eastern firefly), 5883 nucleotides. Its product is annotated as proteasome activator complex subunit 4B-like. The transcript is spliced from 19 exons. The record is from RefSeq and is a predicted model, not a curated record. Gene Ontology annotation, molecular function: peptidase activator activity; proteasome binding. The coding region runs from base 187 to 5667 and encodes 1826 amino acids. Lineage: Eukaryota; Metazoa; Arthropoda; Insecta; Coleoptera; Lampyridae. Gene Ontology annotation, cellular component: cytosol; nucleus. Gene Ontology annotation, biological process: proteasomal ubiquitin-independent protein catabolic process.